Panonychus citri (citrus red mite) is the source of this 5358-nucleotide messenger RNA. RefSeq lists its product as uncharacterized. Gene Ontology annotation, biological process: intrinsic apoptotic signaling pathway in response to endoplasmic reticulum stress. Bases 339 to 3104 code for a protein of 921 amino acids. The transcript has 5 exons. Lineage: Eukaryota; Metazoa; Arthropoda; Arachnida; Trombidiformes; Tetranychidae. The record is from RefSeq and is a predicted model, not a curated record.
ACUACGAGUUAGUGUUGAUAUUUUUUUUUAUACUUUCUGAUUUGAUUCUGUUACUUUGAAAGAUGAAGAUGAAAAGAAAGAGAGAAAAAUUAAGAGGAGAAAUGAAAGAAAGAGAAAAAGAAAGAGAAAGCGCCAAAAAGAUGAUGAAGAUAAACAAUAAUAAUAAUUUUCCAAAUAGAAAACAAUGUUAACUGUUUUCUUUUUUUUUUCUUUCUUCUAAUUUUUGAUUAUCAACCAAUUGUGAAAUAUUUUGGUUCCUUUUCCUCUCUCACUCUAUCCUUCUCUCCCUGUAUUCUUGGCAAUGAUUGUAAUUACUGAUUCCAUUAAUUGUGUUAAUUAUGGAUCAACUUUCAAGCCUUUUUGGACUUUGUCAACAACCAUCACAACAACAACAACAACAACAAUCAUCAACAUCAACAUCAACCAAUGAUAAAUUUAAUAUAUUUGUUGAUGAUUCUGCUGCUUUUAUAUCCACCUCACCAUCAUCAUUAUCUAAAUUGUCACCAUCAACUAUACCAACAACAUCAGCAGUAACAACAAUAUUUGGAUCGCAAACAAUUAAUACAUGUCCAUCAUCAUCGUCACCGACAACAAUUAAUUUAUGGGAUUUAACAACAAACCGGAAUGAAAUUUAUCCAGGUGAAGUGUCAAUAUCAUCAACAACAACAACAACAACCACAACACCGCCACCACCACCUCCCUCUACAAUUAAUAGUAACAAUUUACCUUCUCCAGCAAUUAAACUAACCAGUAAAAGUUGUAAAUUAUCAUCAUCAAAAAAACCUAAAUCUGCUCUGCACAUAAACACAACUCCAACAAUUACAACAAGUAUAAUUGUUAAACCAAUUCUUAAAUCAUCUUCAUCACUAUUAUCCUCUCAUCACUCAUCUCGCCAUAAACGAUGUUCAUCUUUGGGUCAAUCAAUUCGUUACAUUGAUGAAACCACUCCAAGUAACUCAUUUUCCCCCUUCUAUCAUCUUCAUCAUCAUCACCCUCCAUCAGGCUCACCUUUAGCCUCAUUGACCUGCCCUUCAACGCCAAAUGCAUAUACCACCAAUGUGCCCAUUCAAUCAGCUUUUCCAGCCUUCACAGGGAUGCAGUUAUCCACGUCUACACCUGAUCAACACCAACCAUCAACACCUUUAUCAGCAAUAACUAAUGGACGUUGUGUUAAUUGUGGCUCAUCAUUUUCUCAAUUCAAUGAGAGCGACAAUGAAAACAAUUCAAAUUCAACUGCGAAAUCAGCAUCAACCCAAAUCGAUUCUGGUUCAAUUUCUGGUCAACUAUGGACUUACCAACGAUCGAUGAUAACUCCAUCAUCAUCACCAACAACUUAUCCUCUAGAUCCAUCAACCUGUGAUCACUUGAUUCAUCCCAAUAAUCAACGUAAUCAAUCAAGACAAUCCAAUCAACAUUCUAGUCACUAUCAUCAAAAUCGAUCUUCAAACAAUUUAGAUUCAAAUGCUUCUUUACUUCCGACUUUAGCUUCCGUUGAAUCUGCAACCCAACAAUUUAAUCCAACCGAUUCCACCAACAACAAUCCAGCAUCUCAUCAAAAUCACAACCAUUUACAUAAUAAAUCUUUCAGAUCAUAUCAUCAUCCACAUCAUCAUCAUCACCAUCACCAUGAAACAUUAGAUCGUCAAAGCCUUUACUCAAUUCAUAUGGAAAAAGAUUUCAGAUACUUUUUCCAACAUCCUUAUGCCCGUUUACUGGUUGCCUAUUCAGUGAUCGCUUGUAAUUUUCUGAUCUUUGCCGAAGAUCCAAUCAGCCAUUCACAUACCGAAUGUGGCCUGCCCAUAGUGGGGAACGUGGUUUCCUUUGUAUUUACCAGAUAUCCACCGGAAACACCAUGGAAAGUGAUCAAAGUGAUCUGUUGGUUAACCGCUCUUGUAGUCGGUAUGGUAACUGGUAAAUAUUUGGUCCAUCACAUUUUACUCAGGCGCAUUUUAAGGUUGAAAAUGUUUCGAGACGAAGAGGGAACCUGGAUGAUCAUGAUAUUGGUCACUUUUAUUUGUACUUACCUGUUUUCCCUUGGAUAUAAUUUACUAUUACUCUCUGCCCACCCUACACCAAAACCCUACCUUAUUACCACCCUGAUGGGUGUAACUAAUUCCAGUUUCAUGAAAGCCGCUGCUUGUGGUACCUGGUUGGGUGAUUUUUUCACCGCCUGGAUGGUCACCGAUAUGAUGUUACAAGAUGAACUUUACCCUGGUUGGGCUAAGGGUUUAAGGUCAUUUCUAAUGAGACAUGGACACAUCCGAAUCAUCAUAUUCUGGACUGGAUCAAUCGGUGUCUCCUCCCUGGUUAUUUAUAUGAUCUCAUCGGAUGAGAUUAGUUGGGAUAAUUUAAAUCACAAUUAUGUUAACACAACUGAAUUAACUCGAGCCUUUCUUGCCUCAAUGAUUCUAGUUAUGGAUCUACUUGUAGUCAUGCAGGAUUGGGACUUUCCUCAUUUCGUUUGUGACAUGGACAUUAAAUUACCUGGACUCAAACAAGCUUCCUAUUCAUUUAAGAUAUUCACAAUCAAGAAAACACUCAGUUUACCUGAGACAUUUGUCUUCCAUAUCACAGGAAAAUGGUUCAAUUAUGGUAUUAUUAUUGUGGUGAUGAUGUUGGAUUUGAACAUGUGGAAGAAUCAAAUCAUUUAUUAUCCUCCCGAUUUCGGUCAAUACACUGGACCAGAUAUGAGGGUUUAUACAGUUGCCGAUGAGUCGAUUCUGUCGACGGGAAACUCGUCCCUUUGGACUUAUUCCGUUCGAACCUCGACUUAUAGUGAAUUAACCAAUCGAUCUUUAAUGGAAGGUGAUCUGGUCGUUAAUUCCCGUUACUUGAAUUAUUCCAUUUAUGUUAAAAGUUUAGCUUUUCUUCCAUGUGCCGCAGGUUUUGUCCUAUUUUUUACUCUCAUCUACCAAUAUGGUCGUUUUCCACCCAAAACUGAUGCUUCUCAUGGCGGUAGACUGAAAAAACGUAAAUCAACCUCAAGUUGGCGACGAGAGAGACGUGAUUCGAGGCAUGGAUACAUUUCCUGGAAGGGAAUCACAACCUAUGAAGAAGAAGCGACAUCUUUGCAUCGACAAUUAGAAGAGAACAGUAAUGUUUGAUUGUUACGGUGAUUCCAUACGUGCGAUUAAAUUAUAAUUCAAUUGAAAAUGAAGGACAGAAAAGGAAAGGAAAAUGUCAUCUUCAACAUUACCAAUCAAUCGUUAGAUGAAAUCAAGAACAACAACUUCUAAUGAUCCAGUUCACUUGAUCAGUCUUUCUGAUUAUCGAUCAGAAAUUAACUCAAUUGUGAUACCUUCUUUUUUUGACUCUCUCAUUUUGCUAUUCAAAUCACUUGUUAAUCAUUAAUCAUUAUCACCAACCUAUUCUUGAAUACAUGUUCUAAUUGUUAAGCUCAUCUCUCUCUCUCUCUCUCUUCCCGUGUCAAUUUCAUAUUGAAAUUUAGGCUUAAUUGCUAUAAAACUUUCGUUAGAAGCCAAACUUUCACUAAUCACAGUAAUCAAAAGGAGAUAAUUAGUAAAUUAUUAGUUAUUAUCAACUAGUUACUAAGUUUAUGCUAAUCAAAAGGAGAGGAGUAAAGAUGAAUCAAAUCAUUAAUUGUUAUCGUUUAUCAUUAAUCAUCAGGACUAAUUACUAUUAAUUAUCUCAAUGAUUAAAAAAUGGAGCAGAUUUAUUAAGAAAGAGAUGCAAAGAUAUGAGAAUAUUAUAUUAACCUUGACAAUUAACUAACAAUCUGUGCAGGUGAUGAAACAGUAAUUUGAUUGCAACAAUCAAAUCAAGACGAUUAUCCUUUGAUUACUGUUCAAACAGAAAGACACAUUUAAACUGUCACAUUUUCCAUACAACUGUAUGAUAAUUAAUCAUCAUAAUUUGAUUGAUUGAUUGAACUAAUUAAUUGAUUACUAUCAACCAAGCAUUAAACGUUGGUUGGUAUUUUUAAAUUUUCAAUUUUAUGGACUUGAAUAUCACAAUCAAAAUUAUGAUCAAAAGCCAACAUGAAAUCAGUAACAAUCAACAUUUAAAGUCUUUGACAAUGGAAUCAUUAAUUUCAAUUAAGCCAUCUUAUCAUAUUGUCAAUGUUAUUACUUAACUAAUUACUAAUUGUUAUUAAUUUUGUACUGAACAAAAUAAACGCAGAAAAAUCGUAAAAUCAUCAGAAUUGUCAAACAAUCAACUAACCAAAUUUUCAACUAAAAGAUAUUCAAAUAAAAUCUUACAAUUGUUAAUAAUCUUUGGUAAUUUUAAGCAAAUUGAUAGUUUGAUGAUUAUUGUACUGAAUCGAUCACAAAUCAUCGUAAACUGGAUCAGUUCAUGGAUAAGAUCACACUUGUUAUGUUCGAUAGUUUUUUCAAAUUGUUUUUCGAAGACUGCCUGAUCGUAGACAUGAUUUAGCAUCCAUAAAUCACGAAAAGUAUGUGAAUCAGUCCAACUAUUAUUCGCACUUGUUGUACCAUUGAUCGUCAUUACACAGAUUCAUGCAAAGUAUACAGCCAAAGACUUUGAGUUUGCAACCACUUUUUAAAUCAUCCACGAAGUCAAUGAUAUGCAAAUAAAGAUAACUUUUGAUAUCUAAUCAGUUGACCAUUUCAAGACUACACCACUUAAAUUAGUGGACAGACUUAUCAUCAUAUCUUUGGGUUAACUGUAUCUCUCAUUGAUUAUAUUCAACUGCGUGAAUGAUUUAGAAAGUGGUUGCAAACUCAAAGUCUUUGGCUGUACAUCGUUAACCAUAGAGAAUUCAUUUUUCGACAAAAACUCGAUAUAAAAAGACAUGAAGCUUGAAUAGUUUAGCAGCCUUGCUCUUCACCUCCAUCACCUAAUGAACCUGAAAAUCACCGAGCUGGUCCAAGAGGGAAAGACUGAUCUGGUCUGAGAAUCAGGUGAAUCUGGUGCUGAUGAAAAUACCUGUGAUAGGUGAAGGAUCCACACUCAAUGUUGACUUUCUAAAAUCGAAACUUUCGAAGUUCUCUCUUUUUGAUUAGCAUAAAAUUAGUAACGGUAGUUGGGUUUGAUAAAGUAUCAUUCCUAAGAAAUAAAUUGCCUAGUAAUUUUUUAUUACAUACAUAUUUCGCCAGUUGUUUCAAAAUUGUUGUAAUAACUGGGUUCGAGCAUCAUCUAAGCUUUCAACAGGCUCGAAGUUGAAAACAUUGGUAGUUUUUGGUGCCUCUCAAUACUUCAUGGAUACUUUUAGUUCACCCAAAAAUCUCGGACAUUUGUUUUGUUCUUCUGUUAAUCUUGACCCAUGUAAACAUAAACUUGGAUUACCAUGUUUACGUGCAAAUAACAUCAGUGCUUAUCAACGAGAGCAACUCGCCUUUAAGCCCAUGUUGAUACCUUGUUAGAGGCUCUGUUCUC